UGUCCAUCUAGACUUGCGUUGUAACUAUUCGUAAUUGUCAUCCUUAUAAUAUGUAACUUGUUGUCUGGACUGAUUUCAGGCCUCUCCGAAGACACCCUAAAGACGCUUGACAAAUGGCAGCGGUCCGUCAAAGAUUCACGCACGGGCGCCUUUGGCCAAAGAUUUGAGAAUCUGCUGCAACUCAGUGCUUGGUGCGUAACUCGUAUCACGAUCUGAUCGCUUUCACAUGUUGGUCAUGGUGCGGAUUUCGCUGCAGGGCAUACGAGGACCGGUCAACUGACCGUAAGAAGCUAUGCAUUUCCCAUUGAUGUUUCGACAUUUACCCGCGUGGACGGACGCUCCACGUAUACAAGGCCUAUAAUUGUAUGGCUCUUAUGAGAGUACUUCCCUUUCUCCCCUCCCCCCUUAAUCUCCUCGCUCUGGGACCAAGGUGACGAUGCGUCCAUCGGGCACAAAAUGAAUAGCACGUCAACGACACAGUCAGUCAUUUCCAGGUCAACCGCACCAUUGACAUCGUUGACUACGCCUGCGUCCUCUUCAUUCGCUGCCGUCGGGACAACUUUGAUCGAGACCAUCAUUUCCACCGUUACUGAAUCCGCUGCGUCGUCCGCAGAAACCGCCACGGACGACGUAAGCUUGUCGUCGGUGAUAAUCGAGUCAGACAGGCAGGCUAGCCCAUCAACUGCUUCGCCGAUGUCUACCGGUGUACAAGCAGAGUAUGUGAAAUUAUCGGCCCUACGCGUACAUUUUCUUAUUUUCGACUUGGGGGGUUUCUCUCCAGCAUGUCUUCCACAUUCUCUACCACGUCGGUGACGGCCAGAACAACCGUGGCGCAAGCAACCACGACGUCGACG
Messenger RNA from Guyanagaster necrorhizus, 854 nucleotides. RefSeq lists its product as uncharacterized. The record is from RefSeq and is a predicted model, not a curated record. NCBI's taxonomy places the organism in Eukaryota, Fungi, Basidiomycota, Agaricomycetes, Agaricales, Physalacriaceae. Bases 457 to 813 code for a protein of 118 amino acids. The transcript has 3 exons.